CUACGAUUGUCAGAAAGACUGUCGCUUCUCGAUUUGUCAAAAACUUAUAUAGUAUCAAAGCCCCCUAAAGUGAUUCCACGAGUGGUAUCGACUAAUAAAAAGAUUUAACGAAUUACGUCGUAACUUGUACUCAGUACGGUCAGCACGGGGGCAAAUCGAGGAGCGGCAGUUAUAGUGGAAUCACUUCGCGGAAUGAUUCGUCGAACGUGAUACUUCAUGAUGGGUGAUAAAGACGUAAGCAAGUUCAUCCAGAAACAAGAACGGGCCCUGCGCCAAGAUGUCUCCACUUGGAGAAAAGUUGCUGUUGACACGGAGAAGUUGUGUGUUAGCUGCGAGGAUCCAAAUGCAUUGGAUGAGGCGUUCACGUAUCUAUUCGAUGCAUUCACGACGCUGGAGAAAGCAUUCAGAAAGUUGGAAGAACUUUACGAUCUACAAGGCAAAGAGAAUGAAUCCUAUGUGCAGAAAUAUCAGGAUAUAGAGGAACUUAACUAUCAUCUGACUGAGAAACUGUCCAAUGCCUUGGCAACUUUGAAGCAAAAGAACAUGCAAUCUAAGGUCACUGUUGGUGUUACAAAUAAGAAAGAAGAAAAGCAGUCUGUGGACACUGUUAAAGAUAAAGAUGAAAACGUCAAUGCUAAAUCUAAUGACAGUCCUGAUAACCCUAAGGAUAACUCUGUACUUCCAAAAAGGAAUGCGACUGCAUGUGAACCCGCCACGUCAGACGUGGCCAACCUGAUUUCACACUUGGUUGAUCAGGUCAAUCUGUCACGCCUACCACCACCAGAGCCUGGCGUGUUUUCUGGAGAUCCACUUUCAUUCCCCUCCUGGAGGGCGGCGUACUGUAAUCUUAUUGAGAGAAAGAAUAUUAGUGCACCCGAGAAAAUCCACUAUCUGAAACGUUACUUGUCUAAGUCGGUAAAAGAAGUUGUGGACGGCUACCUGACUGUCGCCGAUGAAGAUUCAUACAACCAGGCAUGGAUGCGAUUGGAGAAACGUUACGGGGAUCCAUUCAUCAUAGCCAAUGCCUUCAGGGAUAAGUUAGAUCAAUGGCCCGAUGUAUCAUCACGAGACGGGAGGCACUUAGGAAGUUUUCGGAUUUUCUGAGGCAGUGUCUGGCCGCCAUGAAAGUCGGAACCAAGGGAAACCUGAACAUUCUAGAUGACGAACGUGAAAACCAAAAGAUCCUGAGAAAACUCCCCGACUGGCUAAUCAAUCGAUGGAACAGAACCGCGUCCACCUAUAAACAGACUGUUUGUUGCCAUCCACCCUUUCAUUACUUCGUUACCUUUAUCGAACAAGAGGCAGAACUUGCUUGUGACCCUGUAACUAGUGUCCAGGCUGUUAAGAAAAAAGAAAGUCGUCCUGGGAGUGAGAUGUCUGCUCAACUUGGCACCAAGGAGAAACAAUCGUGGCGUAAAAAGGCCCCAGCUACCAGAUCCUUCGCAACAGAGACAAAAGAAAGGAAAUGCUUCUAUUGUGAGGACAGUCAUUUAGUACAGACAUGCCCCCAGUUAUCAUCCAAACCCCUUAAGGAGAGACAGGACUUUGUACGAUCAAACGCGCUGUGCUAGGGCUGUCUUCAUAAGGGACACAGAUCAAAGGACUGUAAGACACGCCUGCAGUGUAAAGUCUGCAGCAAGAACCACCCGACUCUGUUGCAUAUGGAGAGAUCUGAACCGGCAAAGAUGACCAGGAAUCUGGAGAAAGCUGACGAGAAAUCUACCAAGACCACCGACAGAAAAGUUGUGGAAACGGCCUUCAACCGGAGGAGUCGGACCAAUGAAGCGGUAGGAUGCAAGAGCUCGAUGAUCGUCCCAGUCUGGUUGUCCCACAAAGAUCAUCCCCACUCAGAGAUUAUGACCUACGCUAUGUUAGAUACACAGUCGGACACAACGUUCAUCCUGGAAAGCCUUCGACAGGAACUUGGUGUUGAUGGGACCAUCACUAAGCUAAAACUGUCCACAAUGAGUGCUCAAAACCAUCUGAUAGAGACUGUUAAGGUAAAAAAUUUGUUAGUUAGAGGAUUAACAUCGGAUUCUGAAGAAAGACUCUCACUACCUCCGUCUUUCACUAGAGAGGUAAUGCCAGCCGAGAGAUCGCACAUACCGACACCGGCAAUGGCCGAGAAGUGGCCUCAUCUAAGACCCAUUGCCAAGGAGCUGCCAGCUAUCCAGGACUGCGAUGUUGGGAUAUUGAUAGGUUAUGACUGUCCCAAAGCCCUCAACCCUCGAAAAGUUAUCUCUGGAGUCGAGUCUACUGAUCCCUUUGCACAGAAGACCGACCUUGGAUGGGGAAUAAUUGGUAUCAUCGACAAUCACUCAAGCAGCGACGACCCAAUAGGAGUUAGCCACAAAGUUCUAACUUACAGCGAUAUACCCUCAGUUCAACAGAAGACCAUAAAAGGGGAUUUGGUUAUCUCUAACGUCACAAUCAAAGAGGUUCUUACAACGCUGGAGGCAGAUUUCAAGGACACUGAGGAUACCGGCAGCCAAGUAUCAAUUGAAGACAGAAGAUUCGUUCACAUAUUGACCAGAGAGAUGCACCAAAGACCGGAUGGGCAUUA
This is a messenger RNA of Lineus longissimus, 2563 nucleotides long. RefSeq lists its product as uncharacterized. The record is from RefSeq and is a predicted model, not a curated record. Bases 217 to 1104 code for a protein of 295 amino acids. The transcript is spliced from 2 exons. Lineage: Eukaryota; Metazoa; Nemertea; Pilidiophora; Heteronemertea; Lineidae.